Molecule: messenger RNA, 2566 nt
Organism: Haliaeetus leucocephalus (bald eagle)
Lineage: Eukaryota; Metazoa; Chordata; Aves; Accipitriformes; Accipitridae
Gene: THEMIS2
Product: thymocyte selection associated family member 2
Exons: 6
Coding region: 27-1370 (447 amino acids)
Biological process (GO): T cell receptor signaling pathway
Source: RefSeq, a predicted model, not a curated record
GCCCCAGAGCACCCAGAAGCACGGCCAUGGAGCCUCUCUCCUUCCAGGAAUACAUCUGCUCCCUGGACCCAGCCACCUUGCCCCGCAUCCUCAGGAUUUGCUCUGGUGUCUACUUCCAAGGAUCUGUGUACGAGAUCUCGGGCAACGAAUGCUGCUUGUCAACGGGUGACCUGCUGAAAGUCAUGGCUGUGGUGCUGCAGAAGGUUGUUUGUGAGGACACAGAGACAGGGCAGACAACGGAGCUGCCACCGACAUUUAAGGGUCUUUUCCAGCCUGCCCCAGCCCGGGGCCCGUACCAGACACUGCGGGGACACGUCCCGGAGGGUGGCAGGCAGCAGGGCCUGACGUUGCACCAGGCACUGGGGCAGUGGGACGGGCGGCUACAGCCCCUGCUGUGCCCCGCCAUCGGCCCGCACGCCCUGCUCCUGCGCCCUGUCUACGAGGUGCACGCCGCCAUGCACCUGCGCCGGGACGUGGUGAAGAUCCCCUCCACGCUGGAGGUGGAUGUGGAGGACGUCACGGAGGAGGCGCAGCACAUCCACUUCGCCCGGCCGCUGCUGCUGAGCGAGGUGCUGGGGAUGGAGGACGUGCUGCCAGCCCAGGCCGAGAUCCUGGAGGGUCCAGGGAAUGGCCCCAGCACCCGGCUGCUCUGCCACCGCCACGGCGAGGAGGAAGAGGAAGGCAGGGAGCUGCUGCUGCCGCUGGACCUGGGGGGUGGCUUCGUGGAGGAGAUGUGUGACAGCAAGAAGUAUGGGCUGGCAGAGCUGCUGGAGCGGCAGGUGCUGCCCUGCGAGGUCCGGGUGGUGGCCUCCGACCCGGGGCUGGAGCGGGAUGCCCUGGGCGCCCUGCCCGCCCUGCGGCUGGAGGCCCGCCUGAACCAGCCCUUCCUGGUGGGCAGCUUCUGUCAGGAGCCAGAGGAGGGCUUUGAGAUCCCACCGCGCUGGCUGGACUUCUCCCUCCUGCUGAGCGAGGGGCCCAUCCGCCCCCCGGUCCCCUGCACCCGCUGGUCCCGGGUGGAGGAGCUGACUGAGGCCUUCUACUACCAGCUGCUGGCCCAGCUGCCCGGCAGCACGGCCCCGCCACCCCCACGGCCCCCCAAGCCAACGCAGGCAGGGACGGGCCCUGGGGGAAGGCGCCCGUCGGCCCCCGGCCCUUCGGCCCCUGGCCCCCUGCCAGUGAGCAUCCGCCCAGCUCCUCCACUGCCGCCGCUCCCUGCGUCGCCCCGACUGAGCACCCCCCGCCAGCAUGGCCGGCGGGGACCUCCCAGGGAUGCAGGCACGGACAGCAACAGCACGGAACAUGAUUACGAAACUGUUGAUGACAACAUUCAAAAGACAAUUUGCAAAAUGAAGGCAAUUUUUCCUUUCUAGUCCUUUAGUUCCUGGAAGACACCCAGCCUCCAAAUACUCUGAGACCUUACAUGACAUUGGUUGCUUGCAGAGGCUAAAUACAGCCCUAGGGAUCCACAGCGCAACCUCCAACUAACUGCCUCGAUCCUGCAGAAAGGUUCCCGCUUUCCUUAAAGGCAAGCAGCGUGUAUGCCAUCAGGGCAGCCCCGGGCACAGAAUAAACCCCCGAGUUGUGUUGUGGGCUGCAUCCUCAGCUGUCACCUGUGGGACUCUCUGACAGCACCAGACCAGCAUACAGCUGGGUGGCCACCAAGAUGCCACAGAGAUGCCAGCCCAGGCCCCGGGACACAGAGCUCACUGAGCUCCACUGUGUUGCCAUGGUGUCUGGGCUGGGAUUAUGGAUGCUUCCAGAUGGAGAUGCUUUGAGGCCAAGCAUGUCCAGACACUGUUGGCACAUGGUGUGGGAUGGGGUUAGGAGGAGACAUGACAACAUACUUCACAGAGUGCAAGCUAUGCCCCAGCUGGGGCUCAAACCAUGGAGUGACAUGUUGUUACAACUGCAUGUCAGAAACGCGCUUUCAUGAGGCAGAAGCUGCAUUUUUCUCAAGUACGGCCAAACAUGCAUCUCACUCUAGCCUAAUUUCUUACCAAGGUUGUAGAAACAUUGUAAAAACGUUGUGGCUUUAGGUUUUGCUGGUUUGCUCAUCCAUUUUUGCUCAUCCACUUGCAUCUGGAAGCAAUGUCUGUCCUAGACCUUCACUGUCCCCUCCUGCUUGCGAGCAUGCUCAUUGCAGUCUUGCAGAUUCUUGACACCUACAAAGGCCCCUGCUGCACUCAUGGCAUUGGAUGCAAAAAAAUGACCUGAAAACCAAAUAAGGACCAAAGUUCAUCUCUUCUUUUCCUGGAAGUUUGGCAAAGCCCCAGGAAAGCGGCAGAGGCAAAGACUUCAUAGUCCUGAUGUGCGUUAAGGGAAGAGAGCUGACAAGGGGAGAGCUUUACACCGAAAGCGAGCAGGCAUUUCAAUCCUGCAUCACACACUGCACUCCUCUUUCAAAUCAGAGCUGGAAAAUAAAUUUUAAAUUUCAUUUAAGAUCAAACCCGUUUUUUUUCCCCCCCCUCUCCCAGUGAAGAGUAGCUUUGGGUUCAGUUUUUCAGUUCAUGUUAUUCCUCACUCAGUGCCUAGGGCAGAGUCCCAAAGCUGCAGAGAGGGUCUCAUU